AUGAAGCGAACGUUCAACCUACGCCAACAUGUCCGCCCAGUUUUGGAUGAGGAGCCUCCAAGGCCGAAGGAAAACUUGAUCGAGGAUGCCAACAGAUCCCAUGCGCUUUUGGCCGAGGACUACAGGGCGCCGACUAUGGCGGGCCGCCUAUGUUCGAUGAGGAGCAGCCAGCGACUGAAGAACAUGUCUGCAGCAAUUUCACCAUGUCCGACCCCAAUUCCGACACGGCGACACCAUCUCCGGCUGCAAUUGUCGAUCUCGUCGCCGUUCAAAGACUGCUCAUCGUCUCCGCAUAAUAAUCGUCCACAGCGUCCUCGACCCGCCCCUGCGGCCGUGGAGCUCCCAGAACACGGCAAAGAGACCACCGCUGAACAGUGGUUUCGAACAACUGUCCGCCGGACCUCGAAAUUUGAACACGGACAUGUUGCGAUGACGGAGGCGGCCAAUUUCGUGAUUAUUCAGACGGCAACGGGGCAUUCAACGGUCAGAUUCAUGGAGAUUCCGGCGGCUACGGGAAGUGCGCGCGUGUGUGCGUGUGUGUGUGAACUGUGUGUGCUCGCGUGUGGUCUCUGUGAACGGCGGGCGAUGGCGGUUGAACGGCUGCCGGAGAUGGCAGAGACGCGGCGGAGCUGUGUAAUAUGUGUGUGUGGGUGA
Molecule: messenger RNA, 654 nt
Organism: Striga asiatica
Lineage: Eukaryota; Viridiplantae; Streptophyta; Magnoliopsida; Lamiales; Orobanchaceae
Source: the annotation of a GenBank genome assembly